This is a messenger RNA of Cydia strobilella, 782 nucleotides long. RefSeq names its product hypodermin-B-like. NCBI's taxonomy places the organism in Eukaryota, Metazoa, Arthropoda, Insecta, Lepidoptera, Tortricidae. The transcript has 3 exons. The coding region runs from base 45 to 755 and encodes 236 amino acids. The record is from RefSeq and is a predicted model, not a curated record. Gene Ontology annotation, molecular function: serine-type endopeptidase activity. Gene Ontology annotation, biological process: proteolysis.
UGGUCGUCAGGCUUUUCGUUUUAAUAUAUAUUUUUCAAUGCGUAAUGGGGAAACACGAAGGUUUCAUAGUCGGGGGUGACUAUGUUCGAAAUUUGUCAUAUUUUCCUUGGGCGGGAUAUCUGACGUUUUUGGGCUACGACGGGUCCUAUUUAUGUGGCUCAUCUAUUUUAAACCAAGAUAUAUUGAUAACUGCCGCGAACUGUUUUCCACUUACUAAUAUUUUCGAGAUAACAGCUACCGUUGGUCACGUGGAUACGUAUCAAGGAUAUGUUUACCGCGUCGAAGUAUACAAGCUCCACAGCAAAUUCAAUGAAGUCACCAUGGGCCACGACAUAGCUCUGUGCAAACUGAAGAAAAGCCUAUAUUUUAGAAAUAAUGUGAAGAGAUUGAUACUUAUGGAGCGUCCACCAAACGAACGGAUAGCUGAAAUGGUCGGAUGGGGCGCACUCGAAGAAAUUACAUUUAAGCUUACGCGUCUGCUAAAAACCGCAUACCAGAAUUUGUGGACUCGAGAAGUAUGCAAUGAUGUCUUAUACAAAUUACCCGAAGGAACUAUUUGCGGAGGGGAAGAAAAUGGUGUAGAUUUCCCUUCUAGUGGAGAUGAAGGCAGCGGCCUCGUAAUUAGAAGACGAAUAAUCGUUGGGGUGUACUCGUACAAAGACAUCCAGGUCUCUAGAAGUCUGGACAUCUACACCAACGUCUCACACUUCUACGGUUGGAUUGUGCGCAACGCAAGACGAUUAAAGUGUUACUAGGAAGAAAUCACAUUAUUUUCUAUUUUG